AUGGAAUACCUCUCGACGCUGCAGUCGCCGGUGGACGACCUGAAGCCCUCACUGUUCGAGCUGCUCUCGGAGCAACAACUCUCCGCCCUGCUGCCGCCCACGAUCCGCUACCUGCUGGCCGUGCUCACGCACCGCUACCCGCGCUACCUGCUGCGCAUCCUGAACAACUACGACGAGGUGUACGCGCUGCUGUCGGUCGCAGUCGAGAAGUACUACCUGGAGCACUUUGGCGGCAGCUUCACCGAGAACUUCUACGGGCUCAAGCGCGAGAAGGUGCUCAGCCUGCGUGGCGGCGAGGUCAAGCGCACCCAGAUCGCCGUCCCCGCAGAGGUGCGUGAGCGCCUGAGGCUCCAGGGCCGCGAUAUCUGGGCCAAUCUCGCCGUUUUGGUCGGCGUGCCCUACCUUAAGAGGAAGCUGGACGAGAGUUAUGAUAUCCAUAUCGCCCCGUCGGCCGGGUUGUUGAUCAGUGGUGGCGGAGGAGGAGGAGGGCUGGGUGGAGUGGAAGGCAGGAGGUAUCUGGAUCGAGACGCCCUGCCACCGAACCCGACCAUCAAGCAAAGAAUCAUGUGGUAUUACAAGUGGUUUCUGCGACACGUCUACCCAAGCUUGAAUGCGGCCUACUACUUCAGCAUUUUGGCUUUUAGUCUGUGGUACCUGUUAGACGGGACCAAAUAUUCGAGCCCGUUCCCGUGGUUGGUUGCCACGAGGAUGCGGAGAAUGGGCGCCGCGGCUCAGCAGGCUAUUGACGCCGCGAGAGACGCCGCCGAUAAGGCUCUCGCGGCGAGUGCUGCGGGGAGACCGGGACAAGGGUUGAGUGGCAUGUUCAAUCCACGGACGCUGUAUCCUCGAUUACUGUCCAGCUUGAGGAUCCUCUUGCCGACGAGUAUCUUCGCAUUGAAGUUUUUGGAGUGGUGGCACGCCAGCGAUUUCUCGAGACAGUUGAGCAGAAAAGCCGCCGAAGGGUUGGAAUUGCCGCCGCCGGUGGUCUCUGGGAUGGAACUCGCCCGAAAGCCUAUGCCGGAGCCACAAGGCGUUUUGCGAACCUUGACGACAAAGAACACGACAGACAAACGAACGCCGCCGGUCUCGAGUAUCACAUUCCUCCCCAUCUUCACGGUCCCGCCGCCCCCGACGAGCGACCUGUGUCCGAUCUGUCUACACCCGAUCUCGACAGCCGCGGCGUGCCAGACCGGGUAUGUUUUUGAUUACAAGUGCAUCUUCCAGUGGAUUGAGGGCACGCACGAGCGACAGGAGGCGUUUAUGAAGGGCGAGAAAAUGAGCGAAUGGGAAGAUGACGACGAGGAGGAAGAGGACGACGACAAACACGGACAGGCCGGGGAUGCGUCGACGAAAAAAGCACACAAGAGCCGUGAGGGCAGUUGGGAAAGCGGGAAGGGAAGGUGUGCGGUGACCGGCCGACGGGUCCUCGGCGGCACCAGCGGGCUGCGCAGAGUCAUGGUUUGA
This is a messenger RNA of Fonsecaea erecta, 1464 nucleotides long. RefSeq lists its product as hypothetical. Bases 1 to 1464 code for a protein of 487 amino acids. The record is from RefSeq and is a predicted model, not a curated record. Gene Ontology annotation, biological process: protein import into peroxisome matrix; protein monoubiquitination. Gene Ontology annotation, molecular function: ubiquitin-protein transferase activity; protein binding; zinc ion binding. The transcript has a single exon. NCBI's taxonomy places the organism in Eukaryota, Fungi, Ascomycota, Eurotiomycetes, Chaetothyriales, Herpotrichiellaceae. Gene Ontology annotation, cellular component: peroxisomal membrane; peroxisomal importomer complex.